Molecule: messenger RNA, 719 nt
Organism: Hypoxylon trugodes
Lineage: Eukaryota; Fungi; Ascomycota; Sordariomycetes; Xylariales; Hypoxylaceae
Exons: 2
Coding region: 1-489 (162 amino acids)
Source: RefSeq, a predicted model, not a curated record
AUGGGAUUUCUUACCGUCUUGUUCAACUCAGCCCUCCUGGCAGGUUCCGCCCUGGCUGUGAGAGGUCCGCUGCCACGGGCCGAGCCGUCGGGUUCUGUCGUAUUAACUAUACCCACUGGCGAACCCCUCUCUCUGGCCUCUUCGGCUCCAGCAUCGCCACCUCCUGGCACUGCCUCUCCAGUACCAGCACCAAGCGGGCCCCAGGGCGCCGGCCCAAAAUGUGGCAAGGGAUAUACCUACUGUGGUUACAUGCUCACAGCUAACGGGCAUAACUUCGCCAACAACGACAUCAGUAAAGCUUAUUGCAGUGGCUUGUCGGAGCUUUGCUCGAACGGCAAAACUAAGACCGAUGUUUCCGAAGCCGUCUUCGUAUGCAUGGACGAGCAGCCAUCUAGCGUCGAACUACUAUGCGCCUGCAGUGGCAAAUGCCGUAACGACGCAGAGAGCAAUUUCAUAGCUCAUUGCGACAAACCAUGCAUCAAUGGUUGAACACGAGUAUAAUCUAUUUACUCAUGCAGGGGAGAUGUGGUGGGAGUUGGCUCAAGGAUUCACUAUUAUUGGGAAGAUCAUAAGUUAACAACGCGAGCUGAAGUUCGUAGUAGUAUGCAAUGUCACUCGUUGGUUACAUGUAUCUCGAAUUCUAUUUUCCUUCUUUCCUACCUAGGCAGUGAUCUGUCAUAUAUCCUAUACUACGGCCGUAACUCUUGCCUCCUUUUCCG